UGUGUUGUAAACCAGUGAAGUGUUGGUGUGUUGACUGCCAGCUGUACCACAAUGUGUACCAUAAUGUUGAAGCACUGGUAGGUACAGUAUUAGUGUUUGGUGUAGUGUUUUAACCAAUGCUAAGGACAGACAGUUUGCAAGAGAAAAGUUAACCAAAACUUAUUCGGCAUUUAUUAGUAAACUAAAGACUGGUCUCCAAUGUUACCGAUCUAUUCCAAUGACAAGGAGUACAAAGUUACGACCACUUUCCGGAUCAAAGAAAAGAUCAACGGAUGGCUUAGGUUAAUAUUGUCGGACACGAACUCAAGAAACUUAUUUCUCUUCUUGUUAUUGAAUCUCUCAUUCGCUUUUGUGGAGCUUUCUUAUGGCAUUUGGACGAACAGUUUGGGUCUCAUAUCGGACUCGUUUCAUAUGUUCUUUGACUGUACGGCACUGUUAGCAGGUUUGGCCGCAUCUGUGAUUACAAAGUGGAGAUCAAACGAGAGAUUUUCUUACGGUUAUGUGAGGGCAGAAGUGAUCGCUGGUUUUGUCAACGGAUUGUUUUUGUUAUUUAUUGCAUUCUUCAUAUUUUCCGAAGCCGUCGAGCGGGCCAUUGAACCGCCAGAAGUAAAACACGAGAGACUAUUCCUUAUAUCAGUUUUGGGUUUACUCGUGAAUUUGGUCGGCAUAUUUGUCUUCCAACACGGGGGCGCACACGGGCAUUCACAUGAAACCGGUGGACACUCGCAUGGCGGUCAUUCUCAUUCAAAUCAUUCGCAUAAUGGCCACUCACACGGUGGUCAUGGCCACAGUCACGAUGAAGGUGCCGGUCAUCAGCAUUCCAAUAGUGGUGGUAACGGCGGAGUGAAUCAUCGGCAGAUUAUGCAGGGAGUGUUUCUUCAUAUAUUAGCCGACACACUGGGAAGUGUUGGUGUGAUAGUAUCUGCGAUUCUUAUGAGUUACUUUGGUUGGAUGAUUGCCGAUCCCAUAUGUUCUAUGUUUAUCGCAACUCUGGUUGGACUCAGUGUUUUCCCGUUGCUCAGGGAUUCCAUCGGUAUUUUAAUGCAACGGACACCCCGAGAGUUGGACGCAAUGUUACCGGCAUGUUAUCAACGGGUAAUGCAAUUGGAAGGUGUGCUUAGCAUACAAGAGCCACAUUUCUGGACACUUUGUUCAGAGACAUACAUCGGGUCAGUGAAGGUGGAAGUGUCCAACAGUGCCGACCAUCGAUAUGUUUUAAGCCAUACACACUCUAUAUUUGCACAAAUAGGUGUCAAACAAUUCUAUGUUCAAAUAGAUUUUGCUCCAAUUUGACCACAUUUUUAGUAUUAAAAUUUUUUAAA
This is a messenger RNA of Oppia nitens, 1322 nucleotides long. RefSeq names its product zinc transporter 7-like (gene ZnT86D). The transcript is spliced from 5 exons. Gene Ontology annotation, biological process: transmembrane transport; intracellular zinc ion homeostasis; zinc ion transport. Gene Ontology annotation, molecular function: zinc ion transmembrane transporter activity. The record is from RefSeq and is a predicted model, not a curated record. Gene Ontology annotation, cellular component: Golgi apparatus; membrane. The coding region runs from base 199 to 1293 and encodes 364 amino acids. Lineage: Eukaryota; Metazoa; Arthropoda; Arachnida; Sarcoptiformes; Oppiidae.